AUGGUUCGUGUAAUCACUCAAGAAACUUACGAUGAAAUUGUGAAGGAGAACAUGGAGGAGUUCGAGAUGAGUCCAGAAGAGGCAAUAAAAGAAGCUAUAGCGCAGUUUGAAGCACAGGGUGUAGAUUUAUCUAACAUAAUCAAGGAUUUGACUCUUGAAUCUGGUGAUAAACAUCUGGUCAGCUUAACAGUGAAUAAGCUGAAGGAGUUAUGUAAAAGAAACAAAAAUGACGACAAAGACAUUUUGGAGCAGUUGGAUGCAUUGAGGGUAGAAUGCAAAAAAGAUAUUGCACACAGAGUGAGGGCAGGCAAAGAUGGUGCUUAUUCAAUACUCAUAGACCUACUAGACGAGAAACUUAGAAGUUAUAUACAGAAGGAAAAUAAAAAAGAUGAGGAUUUAAUAAUUAAAAUUUUUAAAACAUUAGCAUCAUUAAUGGAUUCACAGCCUGAUUUGCUUGAACAAAAGGGUGUUGAUUUAAUUAAAAGCACACUAGAGAAAGUUCAAAAUGAAAACAUUUUAAUAGAAGCGCUCAAAUGGGCAAGUGUAUGUUGCGUCAAACAUGAAAUGAACCGUCAGAGGAUAUAUGCAAAGAAUAUUGGCGAGAACUUGAAAAUCCUAUUAAAAAGGAAAGGCAGUGCAAAGUUAUUAAGUGAAAGCCUCCAAGUGAUACGAAAAAUGACAUUGGAUGAUGAUGUUCGCGUCGAGUUCGGCAAAGCUCACGAACAUGCCCGGGAGCUUGGCAUACAGUUAUUGGAGAUCUUGACAAAUUUACUGAAGGAGAACACCAAGCCGCCCGAGGUGUCGGAGCUGAUGCUAACGAUCGCUUCGCUCCUGGUGAGGAAUGAACUGUGUGCCCUGGUCGCGGAACAUAGCGGCGGUCUGCUGUUCACAGUGCUCGCAGAUAACUACGACAACGUCGGCGUUAUCCAACAGGCGUGCAAAUUAAUAACAGCGUUGGCGGGCAACGACGAUGUUAAAAGACAAUUGGUGAAGAGUGGUAUCGUUCCAAUUAUAGUUUCCUUAUUGACAAGGUAUUCGAGUAACCCAACAGCGUCUACUUUAACGCUAAAGUGCGUCGCAGCGUUAACUCUACGCGAGCCGGGACACAGCAAGGAGUUCCUCGAAAACGGAGCACCGGAAGCCAUUAUUGAAUGCUUAAAGAUUCACCAAGAUGUCGCUAGUGUUCAGAAAAACGGCUGUUGGGCGAUACGCAACAUGGUUGCCAGAUGUCGCGAGUACAACACCAAAUUCCACGAAUUGGACAUCCAGAGCAUUCUGGAUAGGUCGUACGACAAGUUUGGGAAGGAGUUCGGCUUCGAUGUAAAAUCCGCGUUGAGAGACCUCGAAUGUGAAGUUAAACUGGACGAGCAGUGGACCGGGAAAGGGGUGCAAAUGCAGCAAUAA
Molecule: messenger RNA, 1404 nt
Organism: Parnassius mnemosyne (clouded apollo)
Lineage: Eukaryota; Metazoa; Arthropoda; Insecta; Lepidoptera; Papilionidae
Source: the annotation of a GenBank genome assembly